This is a messenger RNA of Carya illinoinensis, 3449 nucleotides long. RefSeq lists its product as uncharacterized. The record is from RefSeq and is a predicted model, not a curated record. NCBI's taxonomy places the organism in Eukaryota, Viridiplantae, Streptophyta, Magnoliopsida, Fagales, Juglandaceae. The transcript has 5 exons. The coding region runs from base 522 to 3122 and encodes 866 amino acids.
GUUGGCAAACCAUUCUAAGUCUGAGCUUGACAUCUAGAUAUAUAAAGAAUUUCUUACGUUGUGGUUGGUCAUCUAGAUGUAGGCCCCAGCUUCCUGCUUCUGGACCGGGUAUUUUAGACUCUAAUUCUGAGCUUUAGACCAGGCUCGGUCAGAGAGAGAGAGAGCGGAGACCCGGCUUCGCAGCUUGUUGGGCGCCAUAAAAGCUUUGGCGUCUACUUUAUUUUUGGGUCUUCUGUACUAACUAUCAACAACCUCCUUCUACUUCAUAUUUGAUUCUCUCGUGUACGGCAUAGCAAUAUAUCUCCCACUUAACUUAUUCUCUGUGUUAGCACCAUAAUUUACAAUAUUUAUUGCUCUCGGUGUCUUCCACCUUCAAAAGGCCCGUCAUCACUUUCGAACCUUCAGAUCAGGAGCAGCCAAAACUUCGCUUUCUCGGCUAAAAAGGUUUCUGCAAGACAGUUGUCCUCGCUAGUGGCUGAAAAAGUGGGCUUCAGACUUUAAAGAACCAAUUUGUCUUAAACAUGGGAACAUUGGGAAGGCACUUGGAGCGAACAAACUCUGGAGUUCACUUUGAGGGAAGUCAUCCAGGGUGCAUGUGGGGCAUACUUCAUAUCCUUGACCACCACCAUUGGCAUAUUGCGAAAAAGAUGCGUCCACGCAAAAAGCACAGAGGAUUAGGAAGACGUGCCAGUUGCAAAACUAAUGUACAAGCAACUUCAAAGAAGCAUGAUAAUGGAGUGCAAGAAUUUAUGGAUUCUGAAGGAGAACCCUUGUUGGUUGAACAGCAUGAUACAGAAAGUAGUCCUGCAAAGACCAACAGAAGAUCAGGCAAAGCUCAUAUAAAAGAAUCAAUUGCUAAAGAUAUGCCUAAGCAAAGCCACAGAUACUGGAAUUUGAGCUAUGCCGCAAGAACAUGGCUUUGGCGAAUCAUUCCAAUUCAUCAUUUAGAGCAUGCAGACAAUUAUCUUGGUGAAAUGCAUACUGUUGGGGCGAAUCCAAGUAUUCCCCUUGAAAAAAGUGCCAACUACUUGAGGCAUAAUCAGUCUAUUGGGAAGCAUGCAGUUUUUCCUAAAAAAUAUGAUGAAGGAUCAGAAGAUUUUGUAGACCACAAUAUCGGGGAAUCUGACCAGCUCAACAUAGAAGUUUCUAACAACCAGUUUAAGGAGUGUUCCGAUGUUCUGGAGAUUUUUAAGAUACACAAGGAAUCUUUUCUAAAGAUUCUCCAGGACACAAAAGCUGGUAUGAAGCCCUUCCACAGUCUGCAGAAUUCCAAAAACAAAGCAAGGUUAACAAAGUCGGGAUCAUUUCCUCUAGCCAAUUCAUCAAGCAAAAAGUAUAUCAGUACUAGAACACUUGAACACAAGCAAAAUGAAAUCUGGUCCUUCCCAAAAGGAGAAAAGAUGCUUUCUUCCUCUCUAGUAUCAGAGUCUGACUCAUCCGUAUCUCAGAGGACAAUGCCUUCUAUGGCUGACAAUAAUACAGUAGGCAGUGCCAUGAGACAAGAAACAAACUCUUCUUCUCCGGAUUCAUCCCAGGGAUUAAUCCAUCAGGGUUGGAAUCAACAGGUUAUUAAUCGUUUCAAAGAAAUUAAGCAGAAAAUAUGGCAUGCACUCAAGGAAAACAGAAAAGAAAGUAACCGCACGUCUAUGGAAGCACUCAUUGAAAGGGAACCCUCUGGAAAAGAGAUCUCUGGAAUGUCAAAGAUUUCCACAUCCCAAGAUGGUAUAGACAACCCUGGAGGUUUUCAUGAGGGUAAUGGUUCCGAUUAUGAUCCCAGCAGGGGAAGACUAGGCCACAUACAAAGAACAUCGUCUCUAAACGAGUCUCUGGAUAGAUACACUGAGUUGUUUGAGCGCACUUUUGGUCAAGGUGCCAAGUGGCAUCACUCCAAGAGCCUAAAAUUGACAAAUGAAGGUAAGGUUCCAUCAAGUGGGUUUGCUUCAAAGUCCUUCAAAAGGAGACUCUCUCUGCCCGAUCUUGAUUACUUUUUCUCCCCUCUAAAUGAUCCAUCUAGAGAUUCUCUAAGUUCUGUUAUGCCAAUAAGGACAGCUGGGGAUUUCUGUACAAUAGUUGAUAAAAAUAAUCAUUGUGAACCAAAGUCAUUCAGCACUCUAAUUGAAGAACAAACACCUGAGCCGAUACAUGCUGCUCUAGAGACUGAAUUUCAGAAAGAUAUGAUUUAUGGAAAUGACGGUGGUAGAAAUGUUUUAUCUUCAGCUGAUUUGACAGUGGAAAGAAAUCAUGAGGGAAAUGUUAAGACGGGCAACCUUAGGAAACGUAGUCUUCAACAGGACCAGAUUUUUGGUUUGACAAUGAACCACAGCACAGAGCUUGUAGGUUCUUCUACAGAGCAAGCAAAACCAGAUCCAGUUUCUGAUCAUGAAACUCGCUUUCCAGAUGAUCUAAACAACCUUGCAGAGUUUCCAAUAUUUAAAGGUCCGGCGUCAAGUCCUAUGGACAUUCAAAUGGAUGAUCCAGAUGCUCCUGUUGACCAAAAAAUCAUGUCCAACACAGAUUCUUUACCUUUGGUUUGCAGCAUAGUAACUCCAGAGACUACAAAAGAAACAAAUAUGAAUACUGAGGAUCAAACCCGGCACUUUAAAUUGGAUGAAUCGGAUGAAGCUGACUUCAACUAUGUGAGAAUUGUUCUUGAGCUGUCGGGCUUCAUCAAGAAUGAGAACCUUGGGACAUGGCAUUCACUAGACCAACCAUUGAGUCCCUUAUUGUUAAAGGAAUUGGAGGCUUUCUUGCACCCUGAACUCGAGGAUUAUGAAGAGGACAUUGAUGGAAGUUGUGAUCACCAGAUCCUAUUUUAUUUAAUCAAUGAUACACUUCUUGAGAUAUAUGAGAGAUCAUUCACCUACUUCCCGAGGGCCUUCAUCUUUAACCGCCACAUCCGUCCAAUGCCUAGGGGGCACCAUCUUCUGGAGGAGGUAUGGGCAAAGAUUAGCUUGUACCUGAGCUUGAGGCCAGAGCUGGACCAGUCAUUGGAAGAUGUUGUGGCUCGAGAUUUGACAAAGGGUGAUGGGUGGACUAACCUCCAAUUUGAUAAUGAGUGUGUGGCGCUUGAGCUAGAGGAUUUGAUUCUCGAAGAAUUAUUAAAUGAAGUGGUAUGCUCUUGAGAUUCUUGAGCCACAUCAAGGUCAUUCAUUGUUUAAGCCUGCUGCUUCACUGUACCUAAAAUUUUGUUUAUUUGCAGCGCAUUGUAUAUACCUCUAUUCUUCCAGCAUUCCAAGAUUUCAUUUUUUUUUUAUUACCAUUGUAGCAAUAGGGAAAGGCAGACAUUCAGUUUUUUGAAAUUCAUGUAGGCAUAGUUGGUUGGAUAAAGGUAUGGCUUCAGUAGUAGUGAAGCUCUAUGUAUAAUCCGUGUAAUUACAAAUGUAAUGUAGGCAUAGUUGGUUGGAUAAAGGUAUGACAACAUGUUAUUUGUUAAAGCUUUUGUAUCCCAA